AUGUAGAAAAGUCCACAAUACACACUUUUUAAUAAUAUUAAUAACUCAAGAUCUCACAUUCAUACGAUACAAAAUGCGUUCAAUAAAGCCUAGAAAUCUCCGUCACCGUCCAUUCUCCCGCUACCUGUCAUCUAGUUCAUCUCUCCAGUCUCAAAUUACUCCCAUAACCUCUUUACUAAUUGCAAAUCGCGGUGAGAUUGCUUUGAGGAUAAACAAGACAGCCGAACGCCUUGGUAUAAAGACAACGACAUUAUAUACUGAUCCAGAUGCCACAUCACAACACGCCUCCUGCUCGUCACAUUCCAUAGGCCUCGGUGCAGCUAAUGGUUACCUCGAUGGCGAAAGAAUAGUGAAAUUGGCCAAACAGCAUGGCAUCCAGGCACUCCAUCCAGGUUAUGGAUUCCUAUCAGAAAACUCCGCAUUCGCCAAGAGGUGUGAGCAAGAAGGGAUCGUAUUCGUCGGGCCACCAGCCCAAGCCAUGGCAGAUAUGGGCAAUAAGGCGCGGAGUAAGGAGAUUAUGACUCAAGCCGGAGUUCCAUGCGUUCCUGGUUACCAUGGAAGCGAGCAAGGCGAGGCGGAGUUAUUGGAUCAUGCCAAGCGAAUUCAGUUUCCCGUACUACUGAAGAGUGUACGUGGAGGUGGUGGCAAGGGCAUGCGUAUCGUAAUGGAGGAAAGCGAGUUCCUUCAGCAACUUAAGAGUGCACGGGCAGAAGCGAAAGCGUCUUUUGGUGAGGGCGGUGAAGUUAUGCUGGUGGAGAAGUAUAUCAUAAGGCCCAGACACGUCGAGGUGCAAGUGUUCGCGGAUAAACAUGGAAAUUGCGUAGCUCUUGGGGAGCGAGACUGCAGCGUGCAGCGACGACAUCAGAAAAUACUCGAAGAGUCGCCAGCGCCCGAUUUGGAUGAUGUAACAAGACUAGAUCUAUGGGAAAAGGCUAGGAUGGCUGCAUUAGCGGUAGGGUACGUUGGUGCUGGUACGGUGGAGUUCAUUCUUGACAAGGAUACGGGGGAUUUUUACUUCAUGGAGAUGAACACCCGACUUCAGGUUGAGCAUCCCGUCAGCGAGAUGGUCACGGGAACGGAUCUGGUCGAAUGGCAAUUUCGAAUUGCGGCUGGGGAGACGCUCCCAUUGACGCAAAAGGAGAUCAUAGACAGGAUCCAGGAAAGGGGGGCCGCUAUCGAAGCGAGAAUAUACGCCGAGAAUCCUGAAAAGGGGUUCAUACCCGACUCGGGAAAUCUGGUUUAUCUGAAAACUCCAAAGACUGACGAAGACAUUCGAAUCGAUGCCGGUUUUAUUCAAGGCGAUACGGUGACCGAGGCCUACGAUGGAAUGAUCGCAAAACUUAUCGUCAGAGGAAGAGACCGAGAGACAGCUAUCAGGAAGCUAGAGCUUGCGCUACGGGACUAUGAAGUUGUCGGCUUAAGCACCAACAUCGAGUUUCUAAAACGUCUAUGCCGGUCGCCGGCAUUCAUAGAAGGUGACGUCGAGACGGGGUUCAUCGAUAAGUGGAAGGCAGACCUCUUCGACCCUGUGGUGAUCAACCCCGAAGUGUAUAUACAAGCGGCACUUGGUGUGUUCUCGACACAACCAACAGAUUUAAUCGAGCCUCAUGGCGAAAGCCUUGGCUUCGGUUUAUCUAGUGGCAGCGAACGUCAAUUCACCUUCAAGUCCCUCGACGUACUAGAUCCUAAAGAGGGAGAAGUGGUGGAUGUCAGUAUUACCCAGAAAGGUAACAGCUUAUUUGACGCCCGAAUAACUAGAAAAGGAGAGGACCCUCAAGUCCUCGAGAACCUUGUCUCGUCGCCUGUCCCAUCAUCGGGGAACUCUAGCAUAACAACCUUCUUCCCACAUACACGCAUAGAAACUACGAUUAUCCAGGAUCCGAAUAACGAUAACAAGAUCACCAUAUUCCAACACGGCACCAAAACUGAAUUAUCGCUAUUGCCCCCGACUUGGUAUGAAAAGGCCUUGGGACUGAAGGAAGUGGCGGCAUCAGUCGCAGCUCCAAUGCCUUGUAAGGUCCUCAAGAUUGAAGUUAAGGAGGGUGAUAAAGUGACUAAAGGGACUCCUCUUGUCGUCAUCGAAUCCAUGAAGAUGGAAACAGUCAUUCGAUCCCCGCAAGAUGGCAUCAUCAAGAAAUUGGCACAUAAGGAAGGUGAUAAAUGUAAGGCGGGAACUGUGCUAGUUGUUUUCGAAGAGGAAGAGGCUACUCAAUGACACAGAGGUACAUAGGUGUAAGGCCAUGUACCCAAAGGCUCGACACUAUUAUUUACAGAGAGUGGUUCAUUACAACAGGGGUAUAUGGCUUCAUCAUCAUUUUUACAGGAGAUUGUAAUGCAUAUUUAUGGUACGGAGUUAUAGCAGGUAGUUAUGAUUUAUUGGAUUCAUUUCACGUACAUACCUAAUCU
Messenger RNA from Annulohypoxylon maeteangense, 2406 nucleotides. Its product is annotated as carbamoyl-phosphate synthase L chain, ATP binding domain-containing protein. The record is from RefSeq and is a predicted model, not a curated record. Gene Ontology annotation, cellular component: mitochondrion. Gene Ontology annotation, molecular function: methylcrotonoyl-CoA carboxylase activity; ATP binding; metal ion binding. The transcript is spliced from 3 exons. The coding region runs from base 74 to 2215 and encodes 713 amino acids. Lineage: Eukaryota; Fungi; Ascomycota; Sordariomycetes; Xylariales; Hypoxylaceae.